Messenger RNA from Hirundo rustica (Barn swallow), 1359 nucleotides. It is a transcript of the gene SERPINE3, whose product is annotated as serpin family E member 3. Gene Ontology annotation, biological process: negative regulation of endopeptidase activity. The transcript is spliced from 9 exons. Bases 1 to 1359 code for a protein of 452 amino acids. The record is from RefSeq and is a predicted model, not a curated record. NCBI's taxonomy places the organism in Eukaryota, Metazoa, Chordata, Aves, Passeriformes, Hirundinidae. Gene Ontology annotation, molecular function: serine-type endopeptidase inhibitor activity.
AUGCAGUCUCAUGACUUAGUCUUUGCUCCACUACCUAUUAAAGAAGGAGACAAGACGUUCAUAGGCAGCUUCCAUUCAGGCACCCAGAAGGACACAGAAAGGCAAGACAAUUUAACAGAGCUAACUGUAUUUGUUGGUGGAGACUGUUCCCAGCUCGUCUUCAUGCUGCCCAUUUUAUUCUCUGCAUUUAUCCUGUCUGCUUACUGCUUAACCAAAGGGAAUUGCAUCUCCUAUGAUGAGCUGAAAGAGCUGAAGACUGAGUUUGCCAUUAGUCUCUACCGGCACAUCUCUGAGGCAGAGAACAGGACCAAUCUGGUAGUCUCUCCAGCAAGUGUGGCUGUUUCUUUGGAGCUGCUGCAGUUUGGAGCUCAAGGAAAUACCUUUACGGAGCUGCGGGAUGUCCUAGGAUACAGCAUUCAUGAUCAAAGUGUGCAGGAUUUCAUGCACACGGUGGAUGAAGCAGUGACUGACUCCAGCCAAGGCACAGUGGUCCAGCUGGGAUGUUCCCUCUUUGUGGAUGCGGCUGUGCAGCUCUCGCCCGACUUCGCUGAGCGCGCCGCACGCUGGGCCAACAGCAGCCUGCUGCAAACCAACCUCACUGACCCCAACACCACCCACACACAGGAAUGGAUCACCACUGACUUUGCAGAUGGGGAUGUGCGUGGGAUGACACUGGAGAGCACUGGGUCAUCUCUCAGCCAGGUCACCCUGGUGAGCACCCUGUACUUCAGAAGCAUGUGGCAAAAAAAGUUUUCCCUUAUGGAUUCCCAGAUGUUGCCUUUUACUACGCCAGAGGGCUCGACCCUGAAAGUGCCUACCAUGCACCACACAGCUGAAGUUAACUACGGCCAGUUCCAGACUGCAGCUCUGGAGGCUUUCAGUGUGGUCGAGUUACCCUACCUGGGGGAGAAACUCAGCAUGUUCCUCGUGCUUCCCAGCCACAAAAGAACACCUUUGUCCCAGAUUGAGUCUCACCUUUCUGCCAAAACCAUAACUCUCUGGGCCAACAGCUUGAAGAGAACAAAGAUGGACAUUUUUCUGCCUAGGUUCAGUAUUCAAAGCCUUUUUGACCUGAAGACAGUUCUUUCUGCUUUGGGAAUUAGAGAUGCAUUUGAUCCCAUCACAGCUAAUUUUAAAGGCAUUUCAGAGCAAGAUAGUCUUUAUAUUUCAGAAGCUAUUCACAAAGCAGAGAUUGAAGUAACAGAAGAUGGCACAAAGGCAUCAGGAGCUACAGCUAUGGUCUUACUAAAACGAUCUCGAGCACUUAUUUUCAAAGCAGAUCGACCUUUCACAUUUUUCCUGAGACAAGCUAAUACAGGUUCAGUACUUUUUAUAGGAAGAGUUACAAAUCCUUCAUAA